Messenger RNA from Pisolithus orientalis, 947 nucleotides. Its product is annotated as glutathione S-transferase. The record is from RefSeq and is a predicted model, not a curated record. The transcript is spliced from 5 exons. Gene Ontology annotation, molecular function: glutathione transferase activity; glutathione binding. NCBI's taxonomy places the organism in Eukaryota, Fungi, Basidiomycota, Agaricomycetes, Boletales, Pisolithaceae. Bases 88 to 732 code for a protein of 214 amino acids. Gene Ontology annotation, cellular component: cytoplasm.
AUCUUAUUCAGCAAUCGCCAUCCAAAACGCUCUUAAGGCGACCGAACAUUUAUUGUUUCGUUCCCCAUCAACCUCACAAUCACCAUCAUGACUCUCACCAUCCACGGCGCCCCCUACUCCACCUGCACCCGCCUUGUUGCCUUGAUCUGCAAAGAGAAGCAGAUCCCCUUCAACAUCCAUGCCGUCGACCUCAGAAAGGGCGAACAUAAGGACCCCGGCUUCGUCGCUAUUCAACCUUUUGGUCAGAUUCCGUAUAUCGUGGACGAUGACGGCUUCGUCCUCUACGAGUCUCGCGCCAUUGCGCGUUACCUGAUUAGGAAGUACCCAAACCAGGGAACUCCAGGUCUCAUCCCUACGGAUCGCAAGGAGGAGGCGUUGUUUGAGCAGGCUGCGUCAAUCGAGUCGUUCAACUUCAAUCCCUUCGCAGCCGGUAUUGCAUAUGAGAAGAUCUUCAAGGUACACCGUGGUCUGCAGACCGACGAGAAGGUCGUCCAGGAGCGCGUUGCUAUGCUGAGUGCGAAGCUUGACGCCUAUGACGUUAUCCUUGGCAAGCAGAAGUAUCUAGCUGGAAAUACAGUCACCCUGGCUGAUCUUCAGCACCUCCCUUACGGCACACUGCUUGCCAACUCUGGCUUUAGUGAGCUCUUUUCCAGCCGCCCCAACGUUGCGAGAUGGUGGAACGACCUCACCAACAGGCCAACCUGGAAGGACGUCCUCGAGAACGUCAAGUAAAUACAACAUGUAUCCAUUAGCACGAUGUGUAGUUGCAUCGAAUGUACAUUGUACGAGGAAGUAGACUUGUCUCAUUAGAUAACCAAUGUUUCGAAAGCUGUGUGGGACUGGCCGGCUUCUUUCUUCAUUACACAAAAGGAUUAAAUGCCGUGCUUACUGCGCACAACGACACCGGAGCAUACACGUGCCCCUCGUACGAAAUGGCCAGAUCAAUG